Pimephales promelas (fathead minnow) is the source of this 1271-nucleotide messenger RNA. Lineage: Eukaryota; Metazoa; Chordata; Actinopteri; Cypriniformes; Leuciscidae. The record is from RefSeq and is a predicted model, not a curated record.
AAUAUGUGAUUGUGUUGAUUAUUAUUAAAUAAUAAUUUAAAAUCUCAGGAAAUGUUUGAGCUCGAAGGGCUGGCAAGAUUCGCUGUUUUAUUUUAUUUCUAAUCCUCCUACAUUCUGAGAUUAGUCCAGACAAUAACAUUAAUUUAAUUUAUCAAACAGUUUGACAGGAAUCCGAGAUAAACCCGAGGUCACGUGUCGUUGUGUUCUCCCUGCUGAUUGGUCAAGCGUGUGUUACAGUGCUGUAUAUGAAGCGCUGAUGAUGACCACACCAUCAUAACCACAACACUGAGAGAUCUGCUGCAGACAUGUUCCUGCAGGAUCUGGAGGGUGUGUGUGUGGUGUGUGUGUGUGUUGUUGCAGCUUAUGUUCUGUUGGCCAACACGGAUCUGUUUCUGACCCGAGCGGACCCGACCGAUGUGGACUCGCUGGCCAGAGCUGAUCUCAUAUCCACCACCGGAGAUGAGGAGCAGAGCUUUAAGGCUGGCUCUCUGUGGCAGCGAACCGGGGCCGUUAUUCUGGCUGUCAGACGACCUGGAUGAUCUCUGUGCAGAGAGGAGGCGUCUGAACUCUCCUCUCUGAAGGCUCAGUUAGAUGUCAGUGGUGUGUGUCUGUUCGCUGUGGUGAAGGAGAACAUCAGCUCAGAGAUUCGGCACUUCAGACCGUACUUUACUGGAGAGAUAUUCCUCGAUCAGCAGAUGGUCUUCUACGGUCCGAGGCGGAGGACGAUGAGGCGUUUGGGAAUCGCUCGGGUUGGAGUUUGGCUGAACUUCCUGCAGGCGUGGAGGAAAGGUUACCACGGCAACAAGAAGGGGGAGGGCUUUGUUUUAGGAGGCCUUUAUGUGAUUGGACCAGAGAAUCAGGGAAUUCUGCUGGAGCACCAUGAGAAAGAGUUUGGAGAUAAAGCCGAUCUCUCUGCGGUCCUGAAGGCUGUCGGGAGGAUCCAGAAAACAGAGAAUUAGACACAUAUCAAACAAUCUCUGAUGACACAUCUGUGAACGUUCAGAAAUAACAAGAGAUGUAUUCCUGAAAGCAUGUAUUCAUAAUGCAAUUUAACUCUGUGAGUCUGUGUUGUCUGAGAGUGUCUAUGUGACAGACUGAUCCUAAACUCUAAUGAGGGGACAGACUUGAUGAUUUACACAUCAGACCAACACACAGACAAAUAUGAUUUUCUUUUUCCUUUUUAUUUUCUUUCUAUGAAACAAUUUGUUACGGUGUAGAUCAUAGUCUAUAUAUGCUUAUGAAAUAUACCAAAUAAAACACUUUGAAAAAUU